This is a messenger RNA of Monoraphidium neglectum, 603 nucleotides long. RefSeq lists its product as hypothetical. The transcript is spliced from 3 exons. NCBI's taxonomy places the organism in Eukaryota, Viridiplantae, Chlorophyta, Chlorophyceae, Sphaeropleales, Selenastraceae. The record is from RefSeq and is a predicted model, not a curated record. Gene Ontology annotation, molecular function: protein binding. Bases 1 to 603 code for a protein of 200 amino acids.
AUGCCGCCGCUCGCGUGGCGCGCCGGCAAAGUGGCGGCGGCGGUGCGGUUCCAGGCGGUCACAGCGCUCGCGACGCUCGUGCGGCGGCGGCUGGCGGACGAGGGCGCGCUGCGCGCCGCCUCGGAUGCGGGGCUGCUGCCACUGCUGCACCAGUGCCUUGACGAGGACUGGUACCCGGACGUGCGCCUGGCGGCCGCGGCGGUGGAGGGCGCGCUGCUGGGCGCCGUCGGCGGCGGCCUGUCGGACGAGCAGCGGCGCGCGGCGUACGGCGAGCUGCUCAAACGGCUGGACGACAGCAGCAACCAGGUCCGCAUCGCCGCGUGCGCGGCGCUCGCGGCGCUCGCGGCGUCGCUGCCGCCCUCCUACUGCGACACCAACGCCGGGUACCUCGCGGCCGGGUUAGUCAUCCACAUGGACGACUCGGACCCCGCGGUGCAGGAGGCGGCGGCGGCUGCGCUCGAGGCUCUGGCCGCGGUCAAGCCGGGGCCGGUGGCGGGGGAGGUGUGGCGGGCGCGCGAGCGGUUCCGGGCGAAGCACUACUGCGACCGCGUGCUGGCGGCGUGCAGCAGCAGCAGCGGCGACGGCGGCGGCACUGCGUCCUAA